Messenger RNA from Aspergillus eucalypticola CBS 122712, 1165 nucleotides. RefSeq names its product aminoglycoside phosphotransferase family protein. The transcript has a single exon. Lineage: Eukaryota; Fungi; Ascomycota; Eurotiomycetes; Eurotiales; Aspergillaceae. The coding region runs from base 277 to 1122 and encodes 281 amino acids. The record is from RefSeq and is a predicted model, not a curated record.
GUUACGUACCCAUCCACGCUUUGACCUGGACCUACCCACCUAGUAUCAGUGGCUGGUAAUCGCAUCCAAUGCAGCCCAAGUAUAUUGCAUCACGUGAUAACGAGGGAUUGGUGAAGCAUAAUCAUAUGCAUUCACAGCACCUCUCUGAUAAACCCAAGUAUCGCCUCAAAGAUGUCAUGGCCCUCAGUAUGGUAGCCAAGCUUUUAAAUGAUUAGCAGAUCAAUCCAAUCAUAGUCAGCUUUGCCUGACUUCAGGCUUCUAAUCAUACCUCCAAACAUGCCAAUACCCGAGUCAAUAGUAUCAUUCUAUCUUCGAACACGACUAUGGCUAGGCAAAAAGCGCUACGGCACCUUCUCACCAAGCGUAGUAAGAGUGAGCUCCACGCGACUAAUCAAAGGACCAUGUUUCCCCGCCGAACUAGAAGGUCUAAGAUUCGUCACGCAACACACCACCAUCCCCGUCCCCAGAGUCCACCGCACAUACCCAGCCAACGAGGGACGCGUCUAUAUCGAAAUGGACUACAUCAAAGGCGACACUCUUCAAGAAGUAUGGCGCAACCCCAACUUCACAUCCACGAACAAACAAGCAGUGAUCAACGAAGUUGCUAGCUACAUCGACCAACUCCGACAGCUCACACCACCACAGGAAGGCGUUGUAGCUUCCGCAGAACUAGGAGAAUGUUAUGACAUCCGAGUGGGAAGCUGGCCCUUUGGGCCGUUCAAAACCGUUAACGAAUUUCAUGAUUUCCUGCGCGGGACGAUCCCGAUAGAAGAUACUACGAAGGUAUAUGGCGAAGCUGUCACGAAGUGUCAUGAACGAUCUGGAUCAUACUAUCGGACGUGUUUCACACAUGCGGAUAUCGCUAAGAGGAAUAUCAUUGUUCGUGAUGGGAAGGUGGCUGGGAUCGUUGAUUGGCAGUUUUCCGGGUGGUUUCCGGAGUAUUGGGAUUAUACGAAGGCGUUUUAUACGCUUUAUAAUAUUCCGGAUUGGUAUAAUGGGUUGAAGGAGGUGAUGAGGAGGUAUGAUGAUGAAUUAGACGCGGAGAGGGUGCUUUGGAAAAGGUUUGAUCAGCCCGGGGAUCUUCUUAGGACUAGGUAUUAUGGUGGUAGUAGGAAUGGGUAGGGAUGUGUAAUUUUCUUUUUCUCUUUUCUGUUUCUUUUCGUUC